Molecule: messenger RNA, 4185 nt
Organism: Cyclopterus lumpus (lumpfish)
Lineage: Eukaryota; Metazoa; Chordata; Actinopteri; Perciformes; Cyclopteridae
Product: multidrug resistance-associated protein 9-like
Exons: 30
Coding region: 1-4185 (1394 amino acids)
Biological process (GO): transmembrane transport
Cellular component (GO): membrane
Molecular function (GO): ABC-type transporter activity; ATP hydrolysis activity; ATP binding
Source: RefSeq, a predicted model, not a curated record
AUGAAGAGAGACUAUUCUCUGAAGUGGAAAAACAGUCAAGGAGCCUCUUUCGAAAAUGUUUUCCAACAGAGAACUGGUUCUGUGGCAUCCAGUCCAGAUCAUAUUGAUUUGAACGACAGAAAAAAAUCCUACCCGACCCUUUUUGGAAAAUACAGCCAGAACCUUCAAACCCUCAAACCCUUCCGCUGGUCCUCAUCUCAGUCCCACCCUCUGGACAAUGCAGGUUUCCUUUCCUUUGCAACCUUUGCCUGGAUGACCCCCAUGAUGUGGGCCUUGUUCAGAAAUAAGUUGGACCUGAGCUCUCUCAACAUAUCACCUUUGGAUGUAUCCGACACCAGCGGAGAAAGGCUACAAAGACUCUGGGAGGAGGAGGUGGCAAAGGUGGGCCUGGAGAAGGCCUCUGUGGUUCGAGUAUUCCUUCGCUUUCAGAGAACCAGGCUGAUUCUGUCCGUCAUUGCUGGUGUCCUUGCAAUGGUGGCAGCGUUUUUGGGCCCGGCUGUUCUGGUCUAUGAGAUCCUGAACUACGCUGAGGAGCCAGAGAAGUCCACUGUUGCCUACGGUGUUGGUCUGUCCAUUGCUUUGUUCGCCUCAGAGUUCUCCAAAGCCUUCAUGAUUUCCUUGUUGUGGGCAUUGAACCUGCGCACUGCAGCCAGGCUGAAGGGAGCCUACUCUUCAGUAGCUUUUCAGAAAGUCAUCUCUCUGCGGCUGCACACCGGCAUUUCAAUGGGAGAGAUGAUUGGUGUUUUGACCAACGAUGGCCAGAAAUUAUUUGAUGCAGUAUUGUUUGGGAGCUUCGUGGUGUCCUGCCCAGUACUCUUUAUUGUGUGUAUUGUCUAUUCCUGCUACAUUCUGGGCUACACUGCACUGACUGGAGUCAGCAUCUACCUCAUUUUCAUCCCAGUACAGUUAGGCUUGGCCAAGCUUAUUAACACAUACAGAGGGAAAACCAUAUUGAUAACAGACAGCCGUGUUCGCACAAUGAAUGAGAUUCUCAACAGUGUCAAGCUUAUCAAGAUGUACGCCUGGGAAGAUUCUUUUGAAAAGAAGAUCGCAGACUUCCGGAAAAAUGAGAAGAAAGAACUGCAGAAGGUCAGUUGUGUCCAGAACGCCAAUUCCAGCAUCACCAGCAUCAUCCCCACCAUUGCCACUGUUCUCACCUUCAUUGUACACACUUCGUUGAGCUUGAAGCUCAACACAUCGGAUGCCUUCACCACCAUCGCCAUCUUCAACUCCUUGAGGUUCUGCUUGGCUCUUAUGCCCCUGUGUGCGAAGGUCCUGGCUGAGGCUGCUGUUUCACUAAAACGACUCAGGAAAAUAUUGCUGAUCCAGAAUCCAGAGCCCUACCUGAUCCAGAGAAAGGACAGGGACUCAGCCAUUGUGAUGAAAAAUGCUACACUUUCUUGGACCAAAUCAACCAUGCAGCCAGACUCCCCUCUAAUCUCAGCCAAUGGGGAGGAGGGACACAAAGUGGAGGAGAUGUGCCAGAAUGGGAGGACUGAAACCUUACCAACCCUGAGAAACAUCUGCUUCACACUGCCCAAGGGAAACCUGCUUGGCAUCUGUGGGAAUGUGGGGAGCGGAAAGACAUCACUGAUUUCCAGCAUUUUGGAACAGAUGCACCUUCUGCAGGGCUCCGUCACAGCUGAUGGGACAUUUGCCUACGUUUCCCAGCAGGCCUGGAUAUUUCAUGGGACUGUUCAAGAAAACAUCUUGAUGGGGGAACCUUUCGAUCAGUCCAAAUACAACAAAGUUGUGGAUGUCUGCAGCCUCAGAGCUGACCUGGAUAUUCUCCCAUACGGUGAUCAAACUGAGAUUGGAGAGCGAGGGCUGAAUCUGUCAGGGGGGCAGAAGCAAAGAAUCAGCCUGGCCAGAGCUGUCUACUCCAAUAGAGACAUCUUCCUCCUUGACGAUCCGUUAUCUGCUGUCGAUGCCCAUGUGGGGAAACACAUCUUUGAGGAAUGCAUUAAGAAGAAGCUCCAAGGGAAAUCCGUCAUACUGAUUACACACCAGCUCCAGUAUCUGGAGUUCUGUGAUGACGUUAUGCUUUUGGAUGAUGGCGAGGUGCAGGAGGCUGGAAACCACCAGGCCCUGAUGAAAGCCAAUGGCCGCUACGCUAAGCUCAUUAGCAACUACCAGAUGGAACAGUCCGAGACUGAGGAGGAGGAGGAGGAGGUAUCUCCCCAAGACACUGCCCAGCCAAAGGACAUUGAGCCAAGAGAAAGCCCCGACAGGGGGUUAGUGAACCCAGCAUUUGACAUGUCGGAUGAAAAGGAUGAUGGAAUGACAGCUGACCAAAGAUCUUCUCUCGGGGAUCAGCUGGUCAGUCAGGAGUCCAGCACAGAAGGUGCCAUCUCCUGGAGAGUCUACCAUCAAUAUAUCAAGGCAGCUGGAGGCUACAUAGUAAGCUUCCUCACCGUCCUGAACAUCGUCCUGAUGAUUGGAUCCACAGCCUUCAGCAACUGGUGGCUCAGCUUCUGGCUGGGGCAGGGUGACGGGGUGAGAACCAAAUCUCUCUCUCCCUCGUCUCCACGAACAUCAUAUGUUUUUUGUUUCCCCAAGUCAUUCAAUGAGACAACUUCAGACCAAAGCAACAUCUCACAAAACCCAAACCUCAACUUCUACCAAAUGGUUUAUAGCAUGACGGUGGUCGUCAUGUUGAUAUUCGCCGUCAUCAAAUGCUUCUCCUACACUUGGGUCACCUUGAAUGCAUCCACCAAACUUCACAACACCAUGUUCAAGAAGAUUUUCUCCAGUCCCAUGAGUUUCUUUGACACGACGCCAACAGGCCGCAUUCUCAACCGCUUCUCCAAAGAUCAAGAGGAGGUGGACUCGGUCCUUCCCCUCAACAUGGACCCCUUCUUGCAGUUUGCUCUGAUUGUUCUCUUCACCAUUAUCACCAUCUCUGCAGUCUUCCCCCUGAUGCUGGCAGCUGUGGUUUUAAUGGGAGCUUUGUUCGCUCUCAUUCUCUUUAUCUUCCAGAGGAGUAUCCGUCAUAUGAAGAGGAUGGAGAACAUCAGUCGUUCUCCCUGCAUCUCUCUCACCACCUCGACCCUGCAGGGCCUCAGCACCAUCCACGCCUACAACAUAAGAGACAGACACAUACAACUGUUCAAGACUCUGAUUGACAUCAACUCCCACCACUAUUUAUUGUUUCAUUCUGGAACACGCUGGCUCUCUUUCUGCCUGGACUCCAUGGCUUCCACCAUGACCUUGUUGGUGUCUCUCUUCAUAGUGCUCAGUAAUGACUUCAUCAGUCCGUCUUUGAAAGGCUUGGCCUUGUCCUACACCAUACAGCUGACAGGCAUGCUUCAGUAUACAGUGAGGCAGGCAACAGAAGUGGAGGCUAGAUUCAGCUCGGUGGAGCGGCUGCAGGAAUACAUCACGGGUUGUAAGUCUGAGGCCCCCAGGCAAAUAAAGGAAGCCCAAGUCCCAAAGGACUGGCCGAAGAGUGGAACCAUCACCUUCCAGGACUAUACGAUGAGGUACAGGGAGAAUACCCCCAUUGUCCUGAACGGACUCAAUUUCUCCAUUCGAGCUGGAGAGAAGCUGGGCAUUGUGGGAAGGACAGGCUCUGGAAAGUCCUCUCUUGGCGUGGCUCUGUUCAGGCUGGUGGAGCCAGCAGCAGGAACCAUCCUGAUAGAUGGCGUGGACAUCACGGCCAUUGGACUGCAGGAUCUGCGCAGCAAAUUGUCCAUCAUCCCCCAGGAUCCGGUGCUAUUCAGUGGUACAGUCAGGUACAACUUAGACCCCUUCAAUAACUUCAAUGAUGAGGAGAUCUGGGCGGCGCUGGCGAAGACCUACAUGAAGGACUCGAUCUCCAGACUGGAGGGGAAACUAGAGGCAACAGUGUUGGAGAAUGGAGAAAACUUCUCUAUAGGAGAGAGACAACUCAUGUGUAUGGCUAGAGCACUACUACGUAACUCCAAGAUCAUUCUCUUGGAUGAGGCUACAGCUUCCAUCGAUGCAGAGACAGACGCCUUGAUCCAGAACACCAUCCAAGAAGCCUUCAAGGACUGCACCAUGCUCACUAUCGCCCAUCGUAUCAACACUGUGCUCCACGCAGAUCGUAUUCUGGUCAUGGACAAUGGCGAGGUGGCAGAGUUUGACGACCCAGAUGUGCUGAAGCAAAGACCAGACUCUCUGUUCUCCUCACUCCUCACUGCUGCCAACACUGUGAACACCUGA